Messenger RNA from Zingiber officinale, 2648 nucleotides. Its product is annotated as YTH domain-containing protein ECT4-like. Gene Ontology annotation, biological process: mRNA destabilization. The transcript is spliced from 9 exons. The record is from RefSeq and is a predicted model, not a curated record. Gene Ontology annotation, molecular function: mRNA binding. Lineage: Eukaryota; Viridiplantae; Streptophyta; Magnoliopsida; Zingiberales; Zingiberaceae. Gene Ontology annotation, cellular component: cytoplasm. The coding region runs from base 165 to 2063 and encodes 632 amino acids.
GCCGUGGAGCUAUUUGAAUCACCGCUUCGUUUUUGAAGCCCUAAACUCUAAAGGCUUCUCUCACUACUCACUGUCUUCGUCGUCUCCUUCUCCAAUCCUGCCGUGGCGGUGGCGGUGGCGGCUCUCCAUUCCAUCGCCUCUUGAUUCAGCUGAGUUCUUCCUUCAUGGCGCCCGUCGCCCCUGCAGCAGACCCUUCAAAUUUAUUGCAGAAGCUGUCUUUGGAUCCUCAGCCGAAGUCCAAAGAUGCUGUUGAAGCCACCAAGCAGGUUUCUGUUGCCCAUACUGGAUCGAGUAAUGCUGAAUCAUCAAACAUGUGGACUCCUUCAGAGGGUUCGUCGGCACCUGUUCUGUCUGAAUUUACUGAUGGUGGCAAUUAUUAUGUGCCCACUUGUUAUGCAUCCCCAGCCUAUUUCUUUGGAGGUUAUGAUCAGGCUGUCAAAGACUGGAAUGAUUACUCCACGUAUGUGAAUCAAGAUGGCAUGCAGGGAGUCUAUGGUGACAUGUAUCAAGGUUAUGGAUAUGCACCUUAUAGUGCUUAUCCUUCUAAUGGAACAGCAGUUCCGGCAAUGGGGAAUGUUGGAAAAGUUUAUGAUCAGCAACAGUAUCAGUAUCCACUUCCCUUUUUCCAGACACAUCAGCCAACUAGUUCAACUCACCAAGGAAACCUUUCUAGCUCUGUUGUUUCUGACCAGCCUUCAAUCCCAGUGGAUACACAGAAGAAUUCUAAUGGAAUUCCAAAAAGUAAUACAAGUAAUGGACCAGGAACCACAAGGUCUAGCCACCAAAAUUUAUUACAUGCUUCACAAGGGAAUGGAGGUUAUCAGAACUUUCGAUAUAGUUCCAAUGGAAUUUGGUCAACUAAAGUAUGGUAUGAUUCUCCAUACUUAAAUGGCCAACACAGGCCAGCAAAAUUUAGAUCUUCCUCUUCCGGUACAGGGCAUAAUGCUAGCUACUCAUCCGUAAGAAACCAUGGUCAACUUGUUGCCCAUGUCAUGGGAAUGAAUGCCCCAAGACCAACACCUGGAAUGCGUCCAACUGCACCUUUGGUUAGCAGAAUGUGUGGAUUUGGAUAUGGACAUUCAAGUAUGUUUAUGGAUGGCAUUUCUCACUCCGAAGGGCAAGGAAAUAUAUCCUUUGGCAAUUAUCAUGAACUCAGUGAGCUAAACAGAGGACCAAGGGUGGUCCACUCAAAGAAUCAUAAGGUUGCUGGGCCUCCUCCAGUGAUUUCUGGCAAGAGUCAGAACCUAUCCUCGUCUGGGAAUGAGAACACUGGAGUGUCUCUGGAUUGUGAACAGUACAACCGGGAAGACUUCCCUGACAAAUACUCUGAUGCAAAAUUCUUUAUCAUAAAGUCUUACAGUGAGGAUGAUAUUCAUAAAAGUAUAAAGUACAAUGUAUGGGCCAGCACCCCUAAUGGGAAUAAGAAGCUGGAUGCUGGAUAUCAGAAAGCUCAUGAAAAAGCUGGAGGAUGUCCUGUAUUUCUGUUUUUUUCUGUUAACACUAGCGGACAAUUUGUGGGUGUUGCGGAGAUGGUUGGCCGUGUUGAUUUUAACAAGACUGUUGACUAUUGGCAGCAAGAUAAGUGGAUUGGGUGCUUCCCAGUCAAGUGGCAUAUUAUUAAGGAUGUCCCAAAUAGCAAUCUGAAGCAUAUCACGCUAGAGAGCAAUGAGAACAAACCAGUUACCAACAGUCGAGACACUCAGGAGGUGGAGCUAGAGCAGGGCAUCCAGAUGCUCAAGAUUUUCAAGGAACAUACAAGCAACACAUCUCUUUUGGAUGAUUUUGACUUUUACGAACAUCGUCAACACUUUAUGCAAGUGAAAAGAGCAAAGCAACAGCUUCAGAAGCAGGCCUGGGAUGGAAAGACUUCCCAUAAGCCUGUGGAAGGGAACCAAGUAGUUGGCAACGAGUUCAAUUUACAAUCUGAUUCUGUUACAAACAAGGAAGCAGUAAACAGUGAUCAUGUUCAAAGAACACCAGUGGAAAUUAUUGCAACUGCUGAUGCUGGUGAUGCAUUAAAGGUCACCAACGGUGCAGCAAGUGGUGUUGCCAGUGGCUUCUGAACUGUUACUCCGUUUUUACCUGCUGCGAUGAGCCUCGAUUGCUGUGGCAGCCUCUCUUGGUUAUUGCUUUUGAGCUGUUGUCAGCAACUGGAAUCCAGAUGACAAAACUGCAGUAGAUUUGGUAAUGAGACAUGGUUUUUUUGCUGAUACAGGCCAGUCAGUAUAGCUCCAGCCAACAUCUGCUUUGCCAUACUCGGCUAGUUUUAGCCCGUUCUGUAAACUCGAGUUAGAUAUGCUCUUCCUUUUUCUAGUUUUGGUAUAAUCCUUGGUUGCAGUAAGACUGCGAGUUCUUAGACCUCUUGGUAGUACUUUACACUCAUUUUGAUCUCGUUUGUUGUCUAUCCCCGUGUGGAAGUGGGAAGAGACUACAGAUGAAUGAGUGGUGUGCGCGCUGCUAUUGGAGAGCAUACUACCUCUUUCGUUUACACCUACAAGCUAAGUUUGGUUUUACCAUUUUCAUUUCCAUAAAUUUUUAUUCCAAGUAUUGAAGUCAGCAAUUAAAAUUUUGUUUUGUGUUGGCUGGUGUGGUGAAAUAUUUCAUUCCACUUGCCAACUAGCAUGCAAAAUAGUUUGAGAUGAAUAAAA